AUGCUGGGGUUCUAUGGAGGUUCUGUGUUAUGCUGUGGGGGUUCUGUGCUAUGCUGUGGAGGUUCUGUGCUAUGCUGUGGGGGUUCUGUGCUAUGCUGUGGGGGUUCUGUGGCUAUGUGUGGGGUGUUCUAUGGAGGUUUGUGUACUAUGCUGGUGGGGGUUAUAUGGAGGUUCUGUGCUAUGCUGUGGGGGUUCUAUGGAGGUUGUGUGCUGUGCUAUGGAGGUUCUGUGCUAUGCUGUGGGGGUUCUAUGGAGGUUCUGUGCUAUGCUGGAGGUUUCUGUGCUUAUGCUGUGGGGUUCUAUGGAGGUUCUGUGCUAUGCUGUGGGGGUUCUACGGAGGUUCUGUGCUAUGCUGUGGGGUUUUAUGGAGGUUCUGGCUAUGCUGUGGGGUUCUGUGCUAUGCUGUGGGGUUCUGUGCUAUGCUGUGGGGCUGGCUGUGGGGGUUCUAUGGAGGUUCUGUGCUAUGCUGUGGGGUUCUAUGGAGGUUCUGUGCUAUGCUGUGGAGGUUCUGUGGAGGGUUCUGUGCUAUGCUGUGGGGUUUCUAUGGGUUCUGUGCUAUGCUGUGGCUGGCUAGGUUCUGUGGAGGCUUCUGUGCUAUGCUGUGGGGAUUCUUGUGCUCUGUGCUAUGCUGUGAGGUUCUGUGAGCUUCUGUGGCUAUGCUGUGGGGGUUCUAUGGAGGUUCUGUGCUAUGCUAUGCUGUGGGGGUUCUGUGCUGUGUGGGGUUCUGUGCUAUGCUGUGGGGGCUGCUAUGCUGUGGGUUCUGUGCUAUGCUGUGGGGGUUCUGUUGCUAUGCUGUGUUCUCUGCUAUGCUGUGUGGGGGUUUCUGUGCUAUGCUGGGAUUCUCUGCUAUGCUGUGGGAUUCUGCUGUGGGAUUCUCUGCUAUGCUGUGGGGUUCUGUGCUAUGCUGUGAUGCUGCUGUGGGGAUGCUAUGCUGUGGGGGUUCUGUGCUAUGCUGUGGGGAUUCUGUGCUAUGCUGUGGAGGGGUGGUUGCUGUAUGUGCUAUGCUGUUUCUGUGUUAGGUUCUGUGCUAUGCUGUGGAAGGUUCUGUGCUAUGCUUGUGGAGGUUCUGUGUUAUGCUGUGGGGGGUGCUGCUGUGGAGGGUGUAUGCUGUGA
Penaeus vannamei (Pacific white shrimp) is the source of this 1113-nucleotide messenger RNA. RefSeq lists its product as uncharacterized. NCBI's taxonomy places the organism in Eukaryota, Metazoa, Arthropoda, Malacostraca, Decapoda, Penaeidae. The record is from RefSeq and is a predicted model, not a curated record.